Anguilla rostrata (American eel) is the source of this 3269-nucleotide messenger RNA. It is a transcript of the gene pik3c3, whose product is annotated as phosphatidylinositol 3-kinase, catalytic subunit type 3. Bases 300 to 2936 code for a protein of 878 amino acids. Gene Ontology annotation, molecular function: 1-phosphatidylinositol-3-kinase activity. The record is from RefSeq and is a predicted model, not a curated record. Gene Ontology annotation, biological process: autophagy of peroxisome; phosphatidylinositol-mediated signaling; phosphatidylinositol-3-phosphate biosynthetic process. The transcript is spliced from 25 exons. NCBI's taxonomy places the organism in Eukaryota, Metazoa, Chordata, Actinopteri, Anguilliformes, Anguillidae. Gene Ontology annotation, cellular component: cytoplasm; membrane; endosome.
UAGCUUGCUGUACUGAAAACAUCGAAUAUUAUGUCCGGGUAGACAUUUGUCACAGUAAUGUCAUUAACAAAACGGGCAGAUAAAAUUUGAAAUCCCACGAGUGCUGGCAACGGCGAAAUUGAGUUACUUAUUGUGAGCUCAUGUGAUCGGCGUCGCUUUGCCAGGUUUUAGUCGGUGCAGAAGGGGUACUUUUCGGCUGUUCGGAGGCCUCCCUGUCUCCGUCCAUCGGAAAGACGAAUUUCGUUUCGGCCUGGUGAUCGUUUAUUUUCCAGUGUGUCAUAUCGCCUAUAUUUCCGAAGAUGGAUACAGACAAGUUUAACUAUGUCUACAGCUGUGACAUGGACAUAAAUGUACAGUUAAAAAUCGGUAGUUUGGAGGGAAAGCGAGAACAGAAGAGCUACAAGGCCCUGCUCCAGGACCCCAUGCUGCGUUUCUCCGGCUUGUACCAGGAGAGCUGUUCCGACCUGUAUGUCACGUGCCAGGUUUUUGCAGAAGGCAAGCCGCUGGCCCUACCCGUGCGCACGUCAUACAAGGCCUUUAGCACGCGCUGGAACUGGAACGAGUGGUUACGACUCCCAGUGAAGUACCCCGACCUACCACAGAGCGCACAGGUCGCCUUAACCGUUUGGGAUGUGUACGGACCGGGUCAGGCCACGCCUGUGGGCGGAACCACCGUCACCUUGUUCGGCAAAUACGGCAUGUUUCGUCAGGGAAUGCACGACCUGAAGGUGUGGCCGGGGGUGGAGGGGGAUGGGGGAGAGCCCACCACUACGCCAGGCCGAACCAGCAGCAGCCUGGCAGAGGACCAGAUGGGCAGACUGGCCAAGCUGACUAAGGCACAUCGGCAGGGUCACAUGGUGAAGGUUGACUGGCUGGACCGUCUGACCUUCCGCGAGAUCGAGAUGAUCAACGAGAGUGAGAAGCGUAGCUCCAACUUCAUGUACCUAAUGGUGGAGUUUCCCCGAGUCAAAACGGGAGACAAGGAGUACAGCAUCGUCUACUACGAGAAGGAUGGAGAUGAGUCCUCUCCCCUGCUCACUAGCUGUGAAAUCGUCAAAGUGCCUGACCCACAGAUGUGCAUGGAGAACUUGGUGGAGAGUAAGCAUCACAAGCUGGCCCGUAGCCUGCGCAGCGGGCCCUCUGACCACGACCUCAAACCCAACGCAACUACGCGAGACCAGCUCAAUAUCAUCGUGAGUUAUCCACCUACCAAGCAGCUCAGCUCAGAGGAGCAGGACCUGGUGUGGAAGUUCCGUUACUACCUGACAACACAGGAGAAGGCCCUGACUAAGUUUCUGAAGUGUGUGAACUGGGCGAUGCCUCAGGAGGCCAAACAGGCGCUGGAGCUGCUGGGGAAGUGGAGGCCGAUGGAUGUGGAGGAUUCCCUGGAGCUGCUGUCCUCCCAGUUCACCAACCCCACCGUCCGGCGGUACGCCGUGGCCAGGCUGCAGCAGGCCGACGACGAGGACCUGCUGAUGUACCUGCUGCAGCUGGUCCAGGCUCUGAAGUACGAGAACUUCAACGACAUCCAGGGAGGGCUGGAGCCCGGGAGCAAGAGGGACAGCCAAGGAGGCCUGGGGGAAAGCACUGUUCUGGGGGAUAUAGAGAGCUCUCAGUCACUGGCAGGUCCAGUAGCGCCACCCAGUGCUCCAAAAGGAAAAGACGCCACAGACAACGACAGCCUGGAGCAGGACCUGUGCACCUUCCUCAUCUCACGUGCCUGCAAGAACUCCACACUGGCCAACUACCUGUACUGGUAUGUGAUAGUGGAAUGUGAAGACCAGGACACUCAGCAGAGAGACCCAAAGACUCAUGACAUGUACCUGAACGUGAUGAGGAGGUUCAGCCAGGCUCUGCUCAAGGGUGAUAAGAGUGUGAGGGUCAUGCGCUCUCUCCUUGCUGCUCAGCAGACGUUUGUAGACAGGCUGGUGCAGCUGAUGAAGGCUGUGCAGAGAGAGAGUGGGAACCGCAAGAAGAAGACGGAGCGGCUGCAGGCGCUGCUGGCCGACAAUGAGAAGGUGAACCUGUCGGAGAUCGAGCCCAUCCCCCUGCCCCUGGAGCCCCAGGUCCGCAUCCGCGGCAUCGUCCCAGACACCGCCACACUCUUCAAGAGUGCUCUCAUGCCUGCCAAACUGAUCUUCAAAGCAGAAGAUGGAGGACUGUAUCCCGUCAUAUUCAAGCAUGGAGACGACCUGAGACAGGACCAGCUCAUUCUGCAGAUCAUCUCACUCAUGGACAAGCUUCUGAGAAAGGAGAACCUGGACCUGAAGCUGACUCCAUAUAAAGUUCUGGCCACCAGCACCAAGCACGGGUUCAUGCAGUUUAUCCAGUCAGUUCCUGUAGCUGAGGUUCUAGCCACAGAGGGAAAUAUCCAGAGCUUCUUCAGGAAACACGCCCCCAGUGACAAGGGGCCCUAUGGCAUCAGCUCUGAGGUGAUGGACACCUAUGUCAAGAGUUGUGCUGGAUACUGUGUCAUUACCUACAUUCUGGGAGUGGGGGACCGGCACCUGGACAACCUGCUGCUCACAAAGACCGGAAAGCUGUUCCAUGUUGACUUUGGGUACAUUCUGGGGCGGGACCCCAAGCCCCUUCCGCCCCCUAUGAAGCUGAGUAAGGAGAUGGUGGAGGGCAUGGGGGGCAUGCAGAGUGAACAGUACCAGGAGUUCCGCAAGCAGUGCUACACCGCCUUCUUGCACCUGCGCAGGUACGCCAACCUCAUCCUGAACCUCUUCUCUCUCAUGGUGGAUGCCAAUAUUCCAGACAUUGCUCUAGAGCCUGACAAGACUGUAAAAAAGGUGCAGGACAAGUUCCGGCUGGAUCUGUCGGACGAGGAGGCGGUACACUACAUGCAGAGUCUGAUUGAUGAGAGCGUUGGGGCAUUGUUUGCUGCUGUGGUGGAGCAAAUACAUAAAUUUGCUCAGUACUGGCGCAGAUGAGGAGGCCAUGUUGGAAAAUGGUGGACUGAAGUGACGGACCGAGGGCUGUAGCCGACUGACAGAAACCCCUCCCCCCUUUUCUCCAAACUCUGAGGGUAGAGGGGAGGGGGGGGCAUGAGGAAGGAGCCACAGAGCUGGACUCACGAGUCACGAUACCGUUCACCUGCUGCCAAAGGUGGAGGUCGCAACUGCAAGCGUGGCAGACGCUCUCAAAGGACUCCAGCGCAAGGCUUUUCACCUUUCAGUGUAUUUAUACCUGCUUUUGCCCAGAACAUGAGACUGACACCCCCACUGUACCCAUCAUGGCCAAAUAAAGAGGAGGCUGAAAACGUG